UUGGAAAAAUUCGAGAGGGGUGGGUUUCAAAUUUGCCUCUCUCUCUCUCUCUCUCUCUCAUCGUGCUAGCUUCUUAUGGAGGACGCCAACACCUUCGAUCCGGACCUCGUUCAUGCCAUUUUUAAGCUCGUGUGGAACAGAAGAGCCCUCGAGCGAGAAAGGAACGAAGGCGCUGAUGCUUUGGAUAUCCAGGUUGGUGCAGGAGCAUCGAAAAAGAAUCGGCCGACAUAUGCUAAUGCAAAUGCACUCAAGCUGAGCUGUGAACUUCUCCGAAUCUUUAUCACAGAGGCCGUGCAGCGUGCUGCUACGAUUGCUGAAGCAGAGGGUGUUAGUAAAAUUGAAGCAACUCACUUGGAGAGGAUUCUCCCUCAGUUACUUUUGGAUUUUUAAGGCAAUGCAACUUGGGAGUAGUAGUACAAUGUAAUGUUUGUGUUAAAUAGAGCACCGAAUGCACUGUCUGUUGCAUGAGUUGGACAACUUUGCAGAUCAACCCGAUAUAAUUCUAGUCCACAAUGAUUAAUUUUUGUACUGCUUCCGUUGGUCUUAUGUCUGCACUCCACGCAUUUGAAUCUUUGAUCUUCCAUCUAAAAGGUAGGAUUGUUCCCCACUGUCCAUGAAUUGCAUUGUAGCAAAUUAAUAUGACUAGUGCACCAUAAUAAAUGCAGUUUUGAUACCAACAAAAUGCUGUUAGAAUUCUACUGGUACCACUCAAAUUGAGCUUGGUUUAAAACCAUGUAUCUCUAUACAGUAUGGUAGCAAGCUUCUCUUUGGGUGGUUUCUUUGAGAUAAUCAUGCUUCCAUAGUUCCAUGUGGAUAGCUUUCGUUGAUUGAUUGAGCUCUUUUACUACUGUUUGUUGAAAGCACAAAUAGAAACUGAAACUUCAUUACCUAAAAAAGUCUCAAUGUAGAACUCAGUCCACAUGAAAGAAGAGAGGAAAUAUCAGCAUGAACUGAAAUCGAAAGUUGAGACCACAUGGUUGCUGUGGAUAUUAUAAAUGAUCUACUAAUUUCCAAAGACUUACAGUUGAUGCUUACUUGCAUAGAAAAUACGACUAACAGCUUUCAAAUCUUCCUGGAGGUUUACCUUGCUUAGCAGUAAUAGAAAAAAGCUUUAUUUAAAAUUCAUGAUAUUUGUAUAGCCGAUAGAACUUAUGAAUUUAGUCUCAAGGCUGUAAAAUUUUGCACUGGAUUAUCUCUCCUCAUGAGCAAUGUCCUUGUGUGAUCGUUUUCUUAUCAUGAUCGAGAUUGAAUAUGCUGCUUUUAUUUUUUUGAAUAAUUGUU
Molecule: messenger RNA, 1281 nt
Organism: Juglans regia (Persian walnut)
Lineage: Eukaryota; Viridiplantae; Streptophyta; Magnoliopsida; Fagales; Juglandaceae
Product: protein MHF2 homolog
Exons: 7
Coding region: 76-390 (104 amino acids)
Biological process (GO): replication fork processing; resolution of meiotic recombination intermediates; kinetochore assembly
Cellular component (GO): FANCM-MHF complex; Fanconi anaemia nuclear complex
Source: RefSeq, a predicted model, not a curated record